CGGCGGCCGCGGGAGGGGGCGGGGGAGUGCGGGACGGAGGCAGCAGCCUUGCGGCUUCAUCUGUUUAUUUCGCUGCACUAUUUUCCGGCCUCCGCCUCCUUGCCUCCGCCCCCGGCCGCCCUUGCUCUGCACUUCUCAGUCCCCGCUCCGUCGUCCUGCAUUUGCCCCACCGGAUCCGGCCAUGGCUCCCUCCUUUCGGCCCAGCAAGAACCGACCGAGCCGGGACGACGAGGAUUUCUUCGAGGCCAGAGGAGACAGGAAGGCAAGGAAGCCGCUGGUGGAGAAGAAGCGGCGGGCGCGGAUCAACGAGAGCUUGCAAGAGCUGCGGCUGAUCUUGGCGGACACGGAGUUCCAGGCGAAGAUGGAGAACGCCGAGGUAUUGGAGCUGACGGUGAAGCGGGUGCAAGGCAUCCUGGAGAACAGGUCUAUCGAUAGUGACAAACUGCAGCGGGAGGCCAGCGAGCGCUUUGCAGCUGGGUACAUUCAGUGCAUGCAUGAAGUUCAUACGUUUGUCUCCAACUGCCCUGGGAUUGAUUCCACCAUUGCAGCAGAGCUCUUGAACCACCUUCUGGAGUCGAUGCCUCUGAACGAAGGCAGUUUCCAGGACCUGAUAGCGGAUGUCUUGUCAGACCCCUCCAUCAGCCAGUGGCCUGGCAGCGAUGGGCUCUCCCAAACGCCUGGGGAAUCGCCUGCAGCUUUGAACCUGCCCAGUCCCAAUUCGCCUCUUCCUUCACCUUCCUCCAGUGAGGAGACUUGCUCUGAUGUGGAAAACACGGAGGCUGAGCAAAGCCACAUCUCUUUGGAUGGACUGGACAGGUCUAGGACGCAAAAUGUGCCUUCCUCCAGCCUUUCCAAAUCUAUGUGGAGACCUUGGUAGUAAAGAGACUGCACAGGAACCAACGAAGAUCUACCUAAUAGGGAGAAUACUUGAGCACUGUGUUCUUCUAGCCAUUGGAAUAGAGACGGUGAGGAUUUCAGAUGGUGCAUUUGUGUCGUAAUGUUGCUGUAUUUCAGGACUGCAUAGCUGGGCACUCUUACACUGUCAAAUCCUGACAGGCUAAAUAGCUCGAAUGUGUUAACAUUUCAUCUGUGAGUGUGAGAGGUGAAUAUUGGAAAGUCUUGGUUUCUUUUUAUGAUUAAGGGUGUGGGUUAAAAGUGAUGGAAGUAUGGAAGCAGAGCUCUUUUGUUGAAGCACAGCAGUGUUUUGCAACUUACCUUUUUUGUUUCCUUGGGGGUUUUUUAAUGGUCCUUAUAAGUGGCCCUGAAUCACUACCUUUUUUCGAUUAGGAGAAAACCCUUGUGCAUUUGAAAACUUGGUGGUUUAAUACCAGUGAAAUGUAUGAAGUGAAGCAGUUAUGCACAACUUCAAAUGUUCUAGUGAUAGAUUUUUCUUUCUCUUAUUUUUUAAAAAGGAAAAUCCCUGAAAGGGAUUGGUGAAGCUAGUCUCUUGAUGAGUUUAGUGGUCUAGGAUUUCUCCUUCAGUGAAGGAAGAGGAAACUAGGAGCCAGACUGGAAUUAGGUGAGCAUUUAAAAUAUUGGUGGCAGGGUGCCUUUUAGAAACGUGUCUUACGCACAGCUAGCACAUUUGAAUUUAUUGUGGUCUGUUUUAUAGCUUGUCAAAUGUUUUAUUUUAAUCUUUUUAUAUAUAAAAAAAUAAAAGCAACUAAAUUCACCAAUGAUUGCAUGUAUUUUGAGGGGUGGGUGACAAUUCUGCUCUAGAAAUUCUGUUCCAAGUGAGCAAUUCAUAAAUAUGUAUCCUUGAGUGCAAACAUUGGUAAUUAAGCACUUAAUUAUUGUACUGAACUUGCCUGUUCAAGUAUGGGGAGUUGGAAUGUUUCAUUUGUUCAGGAUUCUUGGGCUAACACAGUGGUUAUACUUCUGGUUUUUGGCACACAUAUGUUCUUGCGUUUGGUUACGUGACUUCCCAAUUUAGUUUGUCAUUGCUAAGCCUUUGUUUUUAAGCAACAGCAUUGGUAAUUGUGUAAAAACCAAUAACAAAUGGCUUAGUGAGGGUUUGAACCAUUGAAUACGUUCCCGGUUUGAAUGGAAAACAUUGAAUUACAUGCCAUUAAUUAAGAAACUCGGAAGAUGUUCUUUGAUCUACUGCAACUUCAGCUUUCCUCCACUUAAAAACAGGUGUUUUUUUUAUUUUUUAAGAUGUGUGAGCUGUUUGUGCUGUUACCUUUCCACAGAGCUGUCAUUGUAAUAUAGAUCUAUGCUGUAAGUUUCCUUAACGCAAGAAAAUGUCCCAGCAUAGAGAAAGAAAGGGAGGGGUAAAAGUAAGGUUGGAGGGCUAGCUAUGUAAUCUUCCUUUUUGUUAACCAUGUGGAAUAAUAAAAUUGGAAACAAA
Molecule: messenger RNA, 2350 nt
Organism: Podarcis raffonei (Aeolian wall lizard)
Lineage: Eukaryota; Metazoa; Chordata; Lepidosauria; Squamata; Lacertidae
Product: transcription cofactor HES-6-like
Exons: 4
Coding region: 182-877 (231 amino acids)
Biological process (GO): regulation of transcription by RNA polymerase II; regulation of neurogenesis; anterior/posterior pattern specification
Cellular component (GO): nucleus
Molecular function (GO): protein dimerization activity; DNA-binding transcription factor activity, RNA polymerase II-specific; RNA polymerase II cis-regulatory region sequence-specific DNA binding
Source: RefSeq, a predicted model, not a curated record